Messenger RNA from Carassius carassius (crucian carp), 2397 nucleotides. RefSeq names its product E3 SUMO-protein ligase ZBED1-like. Gene Ontology annotation, molecular function: protein dimerization activity. The transcript has 2 exons. NCBI's taxonomy places the organism in Eukaryota, Metazoa, Chordata, Actinopteri, Cypriniformes, Cyprinidae. Bases 177 to 1850 code for a protein of 557 amino acids. The record is from RefSeq and is a predicted model, not a curated record.
CGAGGAAAGUAAAAGUGAGAGCAAGAAGUUAAAGGACGCUCCAGCAACAUUUUAAAUCCAAAGUGUGGACUUACUUUGGAUUUUAUAACAGUGUGGACGGGGCAAAGCUAGAAAAGGACUACGCAAUAUGCAAGAACUGCUUUGCAAAAGUCCGCUACACAGGAAACACAACCAACAUGCACAGCCACCUCACGUGGCAUCACCCGGAGCUCUGUGAGAAAGCCGUGGUUGGUGCUGGCUCAAAGCCGACACACCCCCACGUAAACACCCUUUUCCAGGCAAAGCUACCACCUUGUUCUGCUAGGGCAAAGUCAAUCACAAAUGGGAUCGCUGUUUACAUGUGUAAAGGGCUCUGUCCGUACAGCGAGGUGGAGAACGAAGGGUUUUGCUUUUCAAUGAAUAUCUUAGAGCCACGCUUUGAUAUUCCCUCUUGGAAAUAUUUUGCUGAAAAAAUGAUUCCUGCACUUUAUGACCAGACCAGGGCUAAAGUUGAGUCAGCACUCGAGUCGGCAGAAAGAGUGGGGCUCACGUGUGACGGAAGGACAUCGAGAGCCACAGAUUCCUACAUAACGGUCACUGUACAUUUUAUAAACGAAGACUGGGAAAUUAAGUCAUAUGUCCUGCAAACCCGAGCAAUGCACGAAACGCACACUGGGACACACAUUGCCGAUGUACUGAAAGCCGCAGAGGGGGAGUGGAAUCUUGACGCUAAGAAGCCAGUGGUUGUCACCGAAAAUUCAUCAAACAUGCUUGUAGCAAUGGACUUAACAGGAUACCAACAUGUUAGAUGUUUUGCUCAUGUUUUAAAUCUUGCAUCCCAACGUGCGCUGAAAAUAGCUGCUGUUACCAAGGUACUUGUCAAAGUUAGGAGGAUCUCAACAUUCUUUCAUCGAAGCACAACUGGAGCAGAAGCACUGAAAAGAAACCAGAAACUCCUUGGCCUCCCCCUUCACAAGCUCAUCACGGACAUGCCUGUUCGUUGGAAUAGUGCCUAUGAGAUGAUCUCCAGGUUUCUUGAGCAACAGCCAGCUGUCUGUGCUGCCCUCUUAUCACCAGAGGUGAGAAAGAAUGUGACUGACUGUGCUCUGACAGAGAAUGACAUCUCAAGUGCUGAAGAGAUGGUGGAAGCAUUUAGACCAAUGCUUGUGGCAACAAAUAUCAUGUGUGAGGAAAAGAAUCCCACCAUUUCAGUGGUUGCUCCUCUUCAUGCCCAACUGCUGCGAGACACAACCAGCUCUAAAGAAGAUUCCCCUCUGGUUCGAGAGAUUAAGGGAGCCAUCAAUCAAGACCUUUCAAAGAGAUAUCAAUCAGAGGUGGAAAAAGAUCUCCUACGCAUGUCCUCAGCCCUGGACCCUAGAUUUAAAUCCCUUUUAUUUCUGUCACCUGAAGAAGUGCUAGACACUUAUGCAAAACUACAGUCAAAAGCUGCAGCUUUAAAAGAGGAUGAUCCAGUGCCUUGUGGUGAUGUUCAGGGGCAUUUAGAGGAAGAGGAGACCUGCACAGCAAAGAAAAGAAAGUCUGCACUUGUUGAUCUUCUUGGUCAGACCUUCAAGAAGACCUCUUAUGUCUCUACAUCAGCAACCUCAAUUGCAGAGAAGGAGAUAAAACAAUAUCAAGAUGCUCCUUCUCUGCCUCUCACUGAAGAUCCACUGUUGUGGUGGAAAUCUCAGCAACAUGUGUUCCCUCUCCUUUCCAAGCUGGCCCAUAUGCAUUUGUGUAUUCCUGGGACCAGUGUAGCAGCUGAGAGGGUCUUUUCAACUGCAGGAGAUAUCAUCAGUGCCCAAAGAAGUUCACUCACUCCUGAACAUGCUGACCAACUCCUCUUUCUCAAGAAAAAUAUGAACAUAUAAAACACAUCACAUGAAGCUGUUUUCUAUUUUGUUCUGAAAAAUGUUUAUUUUUGGAUGCACUUUAAGUUAGGUACAUUUUAGAUGUACUUUAUCCCUGAUAUAUUUAUUUUAUUUUUUAUUUGAAAGCAGUAGCCCAAAGGUUUAUGUUUCUUGCACUUAACAGUGUCACUGUUCAUGUUAAUGAAGGACAAUCAUAUAGUAUUGUUUACACUGAAUCUGUCUUCAGCCUUACAGCUAUUUUGCACCCAAAUGGUGUCACCGUUUGUCGAAGACAUAGUAUUACUACUGAUUGCAGCAAUGUUACACUAAAAUAGUGUCUGUGACUGUUUUGUUGCAACUAAGUCACAAGUUGUUUUUGUUAUUGUUUCAUCCAAAAAUAAAUGAAUGGAGACUCAUUUUACUAAUUAAAAAAAAAACUUUUUAUUUUUUAAAACAUGAUAUAUUGUGAGUUAUUACUGAUGAUAUAUUGAUUAUCGCCAUAUCGAGAUAUUAUCGUAUCGUGAGCAAUGUAUCGCGUAUCGUAUCGUGAAGUACCCAGUGAUUCCCA